CGUGCGUUGUUGAGUAUACAGGACGCCGGCCUGCAGGCACCAUGGUCUUCCUCACGGCGCAGCUCUGGCUGCGGAAUCGCGUCACCAACCGCUACUUUCGGAUCCAGGAGGUGCUGAAGCACGCCAGGCACUUCCGGGGGAGGAAAAAUCGCUGCUACACGUUGGCGGUCAGAGCCGUGAUUCGAGCCUUUGUGAAAUGCACCAAAGCCCGAUACCUGAAGAAAAAGAACAUGAGGACCCUCUGGAUUAAUCGAAUUACAGCUGCUAGCCAGGAACACGGCCUGAAGUAUCCAGCGUUCAUUGGCAAUUUAGUUAAGUGCCAGGUGGAGCUCAACAGGAAAGUCCUAGCCGAUCUGGCCAUCUACGAACCAAAGACUUUUAAAUCUUUGGCUGCCUUGGCCAACAGGAGGCGACACGAAGGAUUUGCUGCUGCCUUGGGGGAUGGGAAGGAACCUGAAGGCAUUUUUUCCAGAGUGGUGCAGUACCACUGAGGACUGUUGCUGUAUUGAUUAGGAAAAGACACAGAGUAAUUUGCAAAAAAAAAAAAA
Messenger RNA from Chlorocebus sabaeus (green monkey), 548 nucleotides. The record is from RefSeq and is a predicted model, not a curated record. NCBI's taxonomy places the organism in Eukaryota, Metazoa, Chordata, Mammalia, Primates, Cercopithecidae.